Molecule: messenger RNA, 1157 nt
Organism: Nematocida parisii ERTm1
Lineage: Eukaryota; Fungi; Microsporidia
Exons: 1
Coding region: 1-1107 (368 amino acids)
Source: RefSeq, a predicted model, not a curated record
AUGAGCUACCAGACUACUGAACCCCGUGAACGAAAUACAUGCGAGACCUACAAGGAAAUAAUAAAUACCAGCAAGCAAAAUUCACCUGAAAAUUAUAUAUUUGAGGGAACAAAGCUGGAUAUAUCAAAAGUACUCUUAAACAGAUCGGUCAUCACAGUAUCAAACACAGACAGAGGAAUAAGCAUGAACUAUACAAUGAAAAGCCCCUCUAAGCUCUUUUCAGCCUCCCUUUUUGGAGAUGGAUCUGCCCUAGGAAAAAUAAUCCCUGCAAAGGAGGAAGGCCUGUCUCUUACGUGCAUGCGGGGGGCUGCCAAUAACUAUUUUGACAUUGGAUAUACUAAGCUGUUUAAAAGAUGGUCGGUCAGCCUUUCGGCAAUAAAUCCAGAUGUAGAGCUUUCUAAGGCUGAUUUCUGUACAAAGCAGAUAAGCCCAUCUGGAAUGCUUAAGGGUCUUAAAGAGAAAUGGAAAGCAAACACUCUCUCUCAACUGUUAAGCAUAUCGCCACAGAAGAUAAAUAUUUCUGAAAAACUACACAGUGGAUUGUUAGAGGCGCAUCGCAGAGUAAAUGGUGGAAUAUUCACUAUAAGUUCAGUUUUGAAACUGUCUCCAACCCUGCACAUAGGACAGGAAACUAUUUUGUCUGUCUCUAAAAGCGGCAUAGCACCAGAGAGUGAGUCAUCUGCAACAUUCUCCUCUUUAAUACAGAAGUAUUCUAAAGAAAUUGCAUCUACAUGCAUAAUAAGCAAAGUAUUUGACUCUUGGAGAGUGCUAGGUAUAUAUCACACAGCAGGCCCGGCAGGUGCUUUAAUUGAGAAGAGCAUAGACGAGUCUCUAAGCCUGCACGGCGAGGCAUCUAUUGACUGGAGAAACAUCCUUAAGAACACAGAAAAAGUACCAAGUCUUCCUACAGUUCUGCAGUCAAUUGGCGGUGCUAUUGGAACUACUAUAUACAGCCCCGGUGCAACUACUCGUGUAACAGCAAGUAGUAAUGGAGCUGUCUCUGUUUCCUCUGAUAUUACCAUUGGUGAUGGAGCCUCUUUAAACCUAAGUGGGCAGGUCUCCUCAAAUGGACCUCUCCUAGGAAUUGGGUUCACUUUUUCCAGCUAACUGCCUAACACAUAAAAAUGUUUAAUAGUCUGCCAUCCAUCAGUACCACU